CACUGCAACUUGUCCAUUAUUAUAUAUACACACUGCUUGAUGAACCACUGAAUCUGCAUUGCAUUCUUUGAAUAGGAAGAAGUUUUAACCAAAACAAGAAACAAUUUUUUUUUUAAAAAAAAGAAGAGAGAAAUAAUGAGAAACCAAUGCCAUCGCAAUGCAGUGUUGCCGCCGAUAGGUGUUGACCGGGUGCCGCUUACGGUUGACCCGACGUCGACAUUGUUAGGUUUGAUGAGGGCUUCAUCGCCAACAUCCUCGACGAUCCAAAGAUCCUUCGACGCUUCCUACGAAAACCUUUGGACGAUUGGUGGUCAACCAUCAUCAUCAGCAUUGGGCAAGUUUGAGGAAAUAAAGGAGGCUUAUAAAGGGAAACAGAUAGUAAUGUUUCUGGAUUAUGAUGGUACCCUUUCCCCCAUUGUUGCUGACCCUGACAAAGCCUUCAUCACCACCCAGAUGAGGGAAACGGUAAGAGAUGUUGCAAAACAUUUCCCCACAGCCAUUGUCACCGGGAGGUGCAUAUCAAAGGUUUAUGAAUUUGUAAAGUUAUCGGAACUUUAUUAUGCUGGAAGUCACGGGAUGGACAUCAAGGGACCAGAAGAGGGCCACACGGCCUACACAAAGGGGGGAAAGUCUCUUUUGUGCCAGCCAGCCAAAGAGUUUUUACCCAUCAUUGAUGAGGUGCACAAAAUUUUAUUGGAGAAAACAAAAUCAAUUGAGGGUGCUAAAGUGGAGGACAACAAGUUUUGUUUGUCCGUGCAUUAUCGUUGUGUGGAAGAAAAUAAAUGGAUUGAGGUAGCUGAACACGUAAAAUCUGUUCUCAAAGGAUACCCAAAGCUACGAUUGUCUCAAGGAAGGAUGGUAUUAGAAAUUCGACCUUGCAUAAAGUGGGACAAGGGCAAUGCACUUGAAUUUUUGUUGGAAUCAUUGGGCUAUGGAAAUAAUUCCGAUGAUGUUUUUCCGGUAUACAUCGGAGAUGAUCGGACCGAUGAGGAUGCGUUCACGGUUCUCCGGCAGAGAAGUUAAGGUUUAGGGAUCAUUGUUUCUAAAACUCCCAAAGAAACAAACGCCUCAUUUUCCUUGGAAGAACCAUUAGAGGUAAUGCAGUUUUUGAGACUUUUGGUGGGAUGGAAUUUCUGAAGAAUAAAUAAAAGGAGUCAUC
Messenger RNA from Cuscuta campestris, 1159 nucleotides. Lineage: Eukaryota; Viridiplantae; Streptophyta; Magnoliopsida; Solanales; Convolvulaceae. The record is from the annotation of a GenBank genome assembly.